This is a messenger RNA of Echinococcus granulosus, 933 nucleotides long. Its product is annotated as Zinc finger SWIM domain-containing protein 2. Gene Ontology annotation, molecular function: ubiquitin protein ligase activity; zinc ion binding. NCBI's taxonomy places the organism in Eukaryota, Metazoa, Platyhelminthes, Cestoda, Cyclophyllidea, Taeniidae. The transcript has 4 exons. Bases 1 to 933 code for a protein of 310 amino acids. The record is from RefSeq and is a predicted model, not a curated record.
AUGCGCGUCGGAGCCUAUAGAAGGAAGGCUUCUUUUUCAGUUAAGGAAAAGCAAAAUGAGGCGCUCAAUACCACUAUGUGCAUCUUACAAAAUUAUGGUCCAAUGGGAUUUCUUAUCCAAGAAGAAAAUGCAAAGCAGAAAUUUAAGGUUUUCAUUGGCGAACGGCAUACCUGUAGUUGCAAAGUAUUUGUUAAGGAAAAUGACUUAUGUAAGCAUAUAUGCUGGAUCCUUCUGAAAAGAUUUCGACUAGACAGGCACGAUCCAAAUAGAUUUGAUAUUGUAUCCUGUCCAAUGUGUAGAGGAGAAUUUUCAAAAUUGGAAGACCUUAUUUUAGAGACCACACUUUGUGAAAACUACUUUGCUAAAACAAAUAUGUUGGUCCGGAACACUGAUUCAUUGUCAAACAGCAUAACCAGAGAUUUUGAAGUGCCUGAAGAACACAAUUGCAUGUGCACUGAUUGCAACUGUUCACCAAUAAUUGGGAGAUUAUAUUGCGCGAGUGAUGGUGAGAGUUUUUUGAACAUUGAUAAGUCAAAUUUGCUACUAUGCAGUAAAUGCUUCGAGCAGCGCACAAGUGGACGCCUUAUGGAAAAGUCAGUAUCUGUCUGGGAAGCUCUCACAAAGCCCUUGUGUCGAAAAGAACUGGGUCGAAUGGCCAAAUGGCUCAUUAAGGCCGCGCACACCAACCUGCCUAAGGGGGCAGCCUUGGGCGGGACGAGGGAGCUCGGGACCGCGCGAGGUCUUCUAACACCGGGGCGACAGUGCCGGAUCUGUCUAAUGCAUUUUCGUGAAGGGGAGGAAGUUAGAAAACUGUUACGCUGCAAUCACGUCUUCCAUACAAAAUGCGUUGAUCAAUGGCUUCUUCAUGUGUCAGUUUUUUCGUCUUUACAUUUGUCACUUGAUGGGAUACGUGUGGUUUGCGUCAUAUUUUAG